Molecule: messenger RNA, 1724 nt
Organism: Tigriopus californicus
Lineage: Eukaryota; Metazoa; Arthropoda; Copepoda; Harpacticoida; Harpacticidae
Product: MFS-type transporter SLC18B1-like
Exons: 8
Coding region: 222-1514 (430 amino acids)
Biological process (GO): transmembrane transport
Molecular function (GO): transmembrane transporter activity
Source: RefSeq, a predicted model, not a curated record
CCUACAUGAAAGAAAUAUAUCAAAAUAAUAUCAAGCAAAUAAAAAACCCUUUCACCCUUCAAGGAGGGUAAGUGGUGAAUCAGCUCCUCUCCAAAGGCUAUUGUGCAGUUUAAGCAUUAUGACAGAACAUUGAGCAAUUGCGUGAACUAACCACAAAGCCAGAUAAGUAUAAAAGUCUCGAUUCAUCUCGGUUCAGUAUCAACCACGUCUCAAUCAGAAGCAUGACAUCAAAGCUCAGACUAACUGUGUUGGUCAUAACAGUCGCUUUGGCCUACACUUUCUGGGGACUUCUCCUUUCUCUACAACCCGCAUUUUACCCUAUUGAAGCGGAAUCCAAAGGCGCCACUCCCUCGCAAUAUGGACUGGUCUUUGGGAUCGUCAGUCUGGCAGCCUUCAUUUUCUCGCCCAUCUUUGCGCAUUUCGGGAGCAAGAUUGGGCCCAAAUUACUCUACAACGUAGGGGGAUUUGUUCAGGGCCUUGCUGCCAUCGCCUUUGGGAGUUUAGAGUUCGUGAAUGGCACUUGGACAUUCAUUGGAUUGUCCUAUCUCCUCAGGUUUAUUGAUGGAAUGGCCAAUGCUGCGUGCGCCGCUACUAUUGUCAGUAUCCUCAUGACUCUGAUUCCGGGUCAUGAGUCUUCCAUUACAGCCUGGACUGAAAUGUGCUUAGGCUUUGGCUACAUGAUAGGGCCUGUUUUGGGAUCCCUGUUAUUUGAGGUGGGUGGGUUUGCCCUUCCGUUUUAUGCUGUGGGCGGGAUCGUUUUGGUUUUGGCCUUUGUUCUUCUCCUUAUUGUACCUAAUGUCAAACCUGGGUCAUUAGCGAAAGGUCAGGAGACGAAAGAUGACACGAAGCCUUCACUCACUAUCAAAAAUGUCGUUACAUCAUUUUGGUUGUCCUUACCGUUUUUGGAUAAUUUCAUACUUUUUUGUGGGAAUGGCAUGGUGGAUUCGAUGCUUCAACCCCACAUGAGGAAGUCAGAAGCUCAGGCUACGCAAUUUCAAGUCAGCAUGGCUUUCCUCAUCAUGGCCGCUUUUUACAUGGUGGCUACUCCAGUUGUGGGUUAUGUAUGUGAUCGGAUCAAGUCCCCGAUCUUGUUCUCCAUUGCCGGAAACUUUUCCAUGUUCAUCGCUUUCCUUUUCAUUGGACCCGCUCCGUUCUUCCGGUCCUUGUCGGCGUCAGUCCCACUGAUCUUGGGCAUAAUGCCCUUCUUUGGUUUGGGUUACGGAUUCGUUUUGGUGUCCACGUUUUCCAGGGCUUAUAAGGAGUCAGUCCGACAGGGUUACAGAGAUGAUGUGAAUACUUACAUGAUCCUUACUGGUCUUUGGACGGCAUCCUUUCACCUGGGAAGCUUUGUUGGCCCCACUGUGGCAGGAUUCAUCGUGGAUGCCAUUGGUUUCCCACAAACUAGUCAGAUUUCAAUGGCUGUAUUCCUCUUAAUGGCUGUUGUUGAUUGCAUUCAGUACUUUUAUCAAGUCCGAAAAUCCAAGAGCCAAUCCCAAUAUGAAAGUUUGAUGUAGCCCGUACUCAUUGACACUUCAAUCAAAUAAACGAACUCCUACCCCACUGAACCUUGACACAAUUCUCGAAAUUCAAAGCCAAGAGCAUCUUUAAUUAUUUUCAAGGGACAAAAUUUGUGCAGUGUCGCCGAAAAAUAGCUAUUAGCCAAAUGAAGGAAAGAAAAAUUCAAGGAAAAAUGUAGCGCAGCACCCAGAUUUUGGGUGCUUUGC